Messenger RNA from Argiope bruennichi, 3251 nucleotides. Its product is annotated as cilia- and flagella-associated protein 251-like. NCBI's taxonomy places the organism in Eukaryota, Metazoa, Arthropoda, Arachnida, Araneae, Araneidae. Gene Ontology annotation, molecular function: protein binding. Gene Ontology annotation, cellular component: motile cilium. The transcript is spliced from 26 exons. The record is from RefSeq and is a predicted model, not a curated record. Bases 123 to 3161 code for a protein of 1012 amino acids.
AAUCAAAACUAUGUGAGAGCGGUGUUCUUGAAUGAAAUAUUAUAUAUACGUACAGUACAAACUUAUAUAUAUUGUACAAUUUUGAAAGUGUCCUGACAGCCGCAAUACGGAAAUUUGCGGGAAUGAAUAAGAACAUAUUUAAGCACAUCGAUUUACAUAAUGAAAACCAUGAUACCAAAUUAAAUGAUUUACAAAACAAAGAUAUGGAGUUAUUUCCUUUCAAACUUCAUUGGAUUUUUGGUUAUAAUACAAAUGUUCCCAUUAUAAAUACAUCAUCUGCUACUGUUAAGGGGAUUUUCUUUGCUGCUGGAUCUAUUGGAGUUUGGUAUGAUUGGAUUGAAAACAGACAACAUAUGUUUUCUGGUCAUGUCAAUGAUAUUUCUUCAGUUGCCAUAACUAAGGACAAAACUUACAUAGCUACUGCAGAUUAUGGAAUGGAAAAUUCUUUAAUUAUAUGGAAUGCAAGAAAUGGAAACAUUGCUUUCAUUGUAUCUGGAUAUUUUCCUAACGAGGGUGUUGCAUGGAUGUGUUUUUCUGAAGAUGGAAAUAUACUGCUGACGCUAAGUGGAGGAAUUCCACAAGAAUUGUCUCUAUGGAAAUGGAAGUUACUUGAAAUGGCACCUUAUUGUACUUAUACAUUCAAAGACAAUGAUCAGUUUCAGCAUUAUACAACCUUUCAUUCAAAGGAUUCUUCUCAUUUUACAUCAUGUAGCAAAAAAGAUGUUCAUUUUUUUAAAGUGGAUGAAAGUGGAAUUGUGUCAUCAGCAUUGAAUUUGGGAAGUUUAUAUGAUGAAAAAGCUUGCAAACAAGCUGGGAAUUUUACAGAAACAAUAUUCUCAUCUUUGUCAUCCUUAGCAUUUACUGGAACUACAAAAGGAAAAAUUGUAUUAUGGAGUUGUCCACUUUAUAGCAAAGAUAAAACAGUUAAUCUGAAUAUAACUAAACUAACCUUGGAUCCAAAACAAAGAAUAUGUCUUCGCAUGAUGCAAAUAUUUGCUCCACAUUGUUCAAUAACAUUUCUUGCAACAUGUGGAGAUUUAAUUGUUGCUGGAACAAGUGAGAGUAAAGUUUGUUUUUUUGAUGAAAAUUUUGUGCUUCAGUGGUCUAUUGAAAUUGGAAGAGGUUCGAUUGUCUCAGUAUCAUUUAAUUUUAAGCCAAGGUUUACAUUUAAACAAGCAGUUCUAAAAGCCUUGGGUAAGGAAUUAGAAAAAGAAUCACCAUUAGAAAGAAAUGAUUUUAUUGUUUGUACCAGUAUGGGAUAUGCUGGGUAUGUCAACAUCUCAUCUUCUGAAAAAAGGGAUAUUCUUUUUGGAACAUCUUAUCCAAUAAGAAGUGUAACUGUCCAUCCAUCAAGGGCUUACAUGUACAUUGGUGAUUAUAAUGGUGGACUUCAGAAAUGGGAUUAUAAUACUAAAACUCUGAUGCGUAAGGAUAUAUUUCAGGAAUCAGAUGCUCAAAUUGAAUGUUUAAGCAUUGAUAAUAAUGGGACCUAUGUAGCUUGUGGGCUGCUAAAUGGAAAAGUAGUCAUUUUUGAUGCUGUUAGUUUUGCUGCUAAACCAUGUUUUACAGCUGAUAUAGGCCAUAGACUUACAACAGUCAAGUUUUCACCAGAUCCCCAACACCUGAUAGUAACUGAUGAAGCUUCUUAUGUAUCUCGCUAUCAUUUGCAUUUAAUUGUUCCUCCUGAGGUUUAUCAAAUGCUUGGCAAAGAUAAAGCACCUCCAGAAGAGCCUGUUUGGUACUAUAAUGGAAGAUCCCAUCAACAUCGAGGAAAAAUCGUGGAUUGUAUAUUCAAUAAUCCUUCGAAAAGUGGAAAUUUAUAUUUUUUCACUUUGGGAGAAGAUCAUUUUAUUAUUCAGUAUAAUAUUACAAACUCUAAAAACAUGGAAAUUGAAGUUUCUCAGCGAAUGAACUUGAAUAUAUCUUGUGUGCCUCUUUGUAUGUGCUUUUAUCCCUUGUAUGGCCUUAGUACAUGCAUUGCAAUAAUAGCGGAUGAUGGAAAGUUGCGUAUAUAUAACUUUCAGGAUGAAAAAAUGAUUAAAAUGAUUUCAAUUCCACUGUAUGAAGAGCCUUUAAAAAGGAUAAUGUUAUUAGAAUAUCCUGCUCAUUCUGCUGAUUCAAUUGAAGAGAAAGAAGCUACAAAUUUAGAGCAGUAUUUUAUAUUUUGCACUACUCAUUCAAUUGGCUUAGCCAAGUAUCCUCUUGAUGGAAAUCCUUAUGGAAGCUUGGCAUUAGCUUCUCACCCAUGUGGUGUAAAUGCUAUUAUAGCAAAUCAACAGCAAACAUUUUUAUUUACAACUGGAUUAAAAGAUUCUUGGAUUUAUAUGUAUGAAAUUAAUCACAUGGCUUUGCUGAAAUCAGAACAGAAAGGAGGAAAAGGCCUUGAUGCCUUCAAAACUUUAUUCCCAAUAAAUGAAGACCCAGAUGAGAUGAAAAAGUUACUCAUAUUAAGUGUUUAUUCUCUGGAAUCAGAAAUAAAAAUGUUAAAACUAGGUUCUGAUAAAGAAUUCUUACUUAAAGGAGAAAUCCCCAUCAAUUGUUUAGAAUAUGUUUUAUCAGCUUUAGGAUGUUUUUUGUCUUCAGAUGAGUUUCAGCUCAUGUUAAAUGACAUUGAUUUUGCCAACAAAUAUUUACAUAAUGGUAAAAAGGAGACAUUAGAUUGCUUAGAAAUUAUGAAAUUGUAUGUGAAUUAUCGUCCAAAGGAAUCUCUGACAAAAGAAAAAAUUACUCAUGCUUUUAAAGAAUUGAUUUCUUCUGAAGAAGAUCCAGAUAAAGUCAUAAAACCACAUUUUAUAAGUAUUUUAGAAUCAGGAGGUGAUCCACUUUUAGAAAGUGAACUUAUCACUAUAGUGCAGACUUUGAAAGAUACUGAGGAUGUUGUGCCUUCUGUGGACGAAAAUGCAAAAGUUGAAAGUUUUAUACAUACAAGUGAACCAGAAUCUGCAAAUAAGGAUGCUCCUGAUGAUUUAGUAAUUCCAGAUAUUAUUACAGAAGAAAUAUUUUUCCAAGAUAUUUUAUGCAUGGAAAAGGCUAAAGAAGAUUUGUCAUCUUAUAUUUUGAAAAGGGAUGAUUUUAAACUUAAGGAGAAACCUCCAAAACUCGAAGAUUUUUUGGCUGUAAUCGAAGAAAAUAAUAUGUGGGAAGACAUGGAAAGUUCUUAGUUAUUUAUGGAUAUUUUAUGAGUGCUUUUUUGGGUGCCGUUCCUAUUUCAAGUCUUUUUUUUAUUCAGGUAUUUAUUUGUAAAAUUUUUC